Molecule: messenger RNA, 2211 nt
Organism: Haliotis rubra (blacklip abalone)
Lineage: Eukaryota; Metazoa; Mollusca; Gastropoda; Lepetellida; Haliotidae
Product: histidine N-acetyltransferase-like
Exons: 4
Coding region: 233-1294 (353 amino acids)
Molecular function (GO): acyltransferase activity, transferring groups other than amino-acyl groups
Source: RefSeq, a predicted model, not a curated record
AAACCUUGAACAUUACGAUGACGACUGUACACAACACCUAACACAGAUAUCAGGCGUUUGUUUUGUUUUGUUUUCACAGAUUCAGUCUAGUAGGUCACAGCAACCGGCCGAGACUUGUGAGGACACGUCGUAUAUCUCCGCCUCAGCCCCAUAGGUCACAGAAGCGGCAGGCGCGUCACAUCGCCCGGGCUUGCCAGUCAACACCGGUACAUACUGGAACGUAGGCAACCAGAUGGUGAAACGGUACAAGAUGUCGUUCCCGUUAACGUUCCGGGAGGUCGGUGACGCUGACUAUGACGCCGUGAUGAGCGUGCUGCCUGACGCAUGGGAGGGCAGGGAUUUUUUACCUCACAAAUAUCCCGAGUAUGUUGCCGACCCAGACUGCACCUGCUAUGCCUGCUACGUGGAGGGAGACAUGGUCGGCUUUCAUGCCGCCCUUAUUGUUGACAACGGAGAGACUAUAGUGAGGAUCGGAGGUCGGGUCAAGGUUACUCACCAAGGUCAGGGCAUUUUUCAAGCCCUCCUCAGGCAUAUGUAUAAAGCACAUGGAAACAACAAACAACUGAAAUAUGAAAAUAUCGUCGUCCCCGACACUCACGCGGAGCGGCUGAAGCGGCAGUAUGUGGAGCAGCAUGGGUACUACCACGUCCUGCGGAAGAAAAGGUACUUAUACAAGUUAGAGUUAGCAGGUAUCCAGAUGGUCAAUCCUUGGCCGAAAUCGAAAGUGCCUUAUCGAGUGACCGCUAGCGACAUGGAGGCCAUCGUCUCGUCCGAAGGCAUCCGCAGGAGCCUCUUCCCAGACGGGCGAAUAUUCCUCCACUGUAAACCGUACAAGUUGGAAGCGUCAAACAUCAGACAUUUCAUGCAUGAAACUUUAGUUUUAGCUACUGUUAAUGGGAGUGAUCUCCCUUGUGGUAACAACGCAUGCGCAGAUGAUGCUGAAAGUACCCAAAAUGGCGGCCAUUCUAAUCGGUUUCUUGAAAGAAUAGUGCUUUUCUCCAUUGGGAACUUCUAUUACCAGAAAACAGGCCUACAUUACAACAUCGAGCUGUAUGGGGACGAUAUGGAAUCAUUUCCAGAGCACCUGAGUCGUCACAUGUCCCGCAUCAAGUCACUAGCAACACCAUCUGUUGACCUUGUGGUUUAUACUCAUGAGCGGGCGGAUGUCAGGUGCUUUGAUGACGCCAUGAACAAAUAUGGCGUAACGCGUGACGACGCAUACGUUGAAUCCAUUCACUUGUUUGAGAGGCCAUUUUCCAUAGCCUUGAAAGAGGCUGCAUCAGAGACAGCCUAAGAUUCUGUAUUGAGGCUCAUUUAGAGCUAUACUGAUGAACAAAAGAAAGGUAUCAUAUGGCACUGCUGAAGUGUUUACGUUUAGAUGUACCAGAUAUGCAAUUACAAUGUACCAUUGUAUCGCGAAUGUUUAAAGUACGCGGUUAGAGGUAACACUCUCAACAACCGCUGAUUGGAACAGCUGAUUUCAAACAGAACAUAAAUAGUUUAUAGAAUCCCAAAUGUUCACUUGGCAGUGAAUAUCAGGGCCCCGUUUCACAAAGCUCUCGUAAGCCUACGAUCUCGUAACUUUUCACGUAGCAUUCGUACCUCCUAUACUGUAACAAGGAGGUACGAAUGCUACGAGAAAAGUUUCGAGAUCUUAGGCUUACGAGAGCUUAGUGAAACGGGGCCCUGGAUGUUAAUUAACAAGUCUAUCCAAAUUGAUGUUUAACAUUGAAUAUCAGGACUGUAUUUUGUUAAACCUUCUCGAUUGUUUAAACAUUAUUCAUUUGUUUAUACAUCAUGUAUUCUUGAAAUAUACAUGUACUCAUAUCUUACGUCAUUGUCCUGAUAUUGCUGCUAUAAUGUUUGUGUUUGUAUCUUAAUUCAACACUCAUUGUUGUGACAUGGACACAUCAGGAAGCAACCUUUUCCCGAUCUUUUUGUACACGUGAGACAAAACCAAAAUCUGUGUAUGCCAAGGACAGUACUGCUGCACUGAGGCGUUUACCCACAUGACGUAAACAUCAUAGAAAUUAAUCCAAUCAUUAUUUACAUUAGAGGUUCGUAUUUCAAGAACAACUUCCAACUGAGACAGUUGAUUUGAGGGCCGCUUCAUCGGGGACGUUAACAUGUAUAAUCUGUUUGCAGUGAAAACGUACCGAUGAAUGUCACUUUAAACCCAAAAGUAAAACAAAUAAAGUGAAAUUAAGACUG